AGAUUAUAAUUUACUCUACUGGCAUAGGUACUCAAUUUUAUGAAUUUUGAAAGAUCAUCUGGUCAGAUUCAGCCUAUUUUGUACUCAUUUGGGCUUGCCAAAAUGCCUUGAAUCAUUCACUAAACUAUUUCCACUGAACUGGUAAAAUGUCUGUGGAAGGUAGUUUUUUCAACUAUACUGCUCUAUGUGGCACACCAUCUCUUGAAAUAUGGAACCCUCACACUCGUUCUCUUGGACUAUGCUUCCAAAAGCUAUGCCUCAACACGCCAGUCUUUGCUUUACUGGCUGUUGUUUCAGCAUACUUCAUUGGGAAGCAGUCACCAUAUGUUAUGCGCAACAGACAAGAUACUGUAGUCAUUUACUGUAGAAUGAUUUUGUCAUGUGCCAUGGUUCUGCUGUCUGUGCUUCUGGAACCCCUAACUCUUAUCUUUGUGGCUGAUGCCAAGAUCUUCUGGGUCGAUGUUGUAUCCUACGGAGUUCAGGGAUUGGCAUGGACUGUCCAUCUGUGUUAUUUGAUGGCACUUAAAACCCGCCAUUUUGGCUCCACCAUGCGGGGCUCUGUGUGUGUGCUGAUGGUAUGGUCUUUGAGUGUCAUUACUGCUGCACUCUUCACUCAUACCUGCUUCAGUAAAGCAAGUCAUGCUUGGGCUCCUGAUAUGCGACAAGUCAUGCAAGCCAUUGCAGUAUGUCGUCUUACAUUGCAAAUGCUGUACUGCCUAUGCCUUUUCCCUGAAGGUGGAGAAACUUUACGUUCUGAUGGAAGUCAAUAUAGGGAAAUCAGUGCCGAGCACCUCUUACAGCAGCAGCAACAGCAGGGAGCUGACUCUGGCUACACCAGAUUCCAUGAAGUAGCAACUCCAUAUCACUUGGGUGCCGCCGAGGUAAACAUCAGUUGGUUGUCAUACCUGAGUCUGCACUGGGUGGGUGCGCUCAUGGAGAAGGGAUCCGUAGGUCUGCUGAACUCAGUGGAUGAUUUGCACACGCUGCCUCACGACCUUCGCACACAGCAGGUAUCAUACGCUGUACGACGCUACGCACUGCUUACGCGGCCCCUGCCCGAUGACGAACGCGAACCGUACGCCUUCAACCACCACGACUUUCCAUCGCAGUCGACCGUCAUUAGCAUGGUGCGCGCGGGACAUGGCGAGCAGCGACAUCUGCCGUGCACCUUCGACUCUGAUACAACAGCAGCAAAUGCCAUGGAAAGUCCCUCUUCUUCUAGCGCCAUGGCAGAGGACGUUGGUCCUGCCAUUGAGAAUGAAUCUUCUCCUGAUGCCUCCACUUCUGAAACAUUGAGCCCUACACCCCUGCCUGUCAGAUCCCAUCCCAAAAUCACGCCUGCAAAGAAGUUUUCACUUCUUCGGUGCCUCCAUGCUCUGUUUGGACGCGAGUUCUAUUGUAUCGGACUCCUGAAGCUGCUUUCAGAUUCUUGUGGCUUUGCUGGACCUCUUUUGCUUCAUGAACUCGUCAGUUAUGUGGACUCCAAGAAUGAAACGCUUUGGAUAGGAGUUACCUACUCCUUAUGUCUUUGUCUGGCAGCCCUUAUUGGUUCGCUGAGCAACGUGCACUUCAACUACAGCAUGGCUCGUCUGAACAUCAAGGUGCGUGCUGCUGUCGUCACGUCCGUAUACAGGAAAAUCCAGCUUCUGAGUCUGGCCCAGUCCAGCCGCUUCAAGCAAGGGGAGAUCUUAACGCUGAUGAGCACAGACACUGAACGCCUGCUCAACAUUGGGCCGAGUCUGCACGCCUGCUGGAGCCUGCCGCUGCAACUGCUUGUCACGCUCUACCUCCUCUACGUGCAGAUCGGCUGGGCUUUCCUUGCCGGCGUCGCUAUUGUCAUCCUCUUGCUUCCACUCAACAAAUUGCUGGCAGAUAAAAUAGGCGAGCUAAGCGUGCGCAUGAUGUCGUACAAGGACAGACGCGUGACGGUCGUGGCCGAGGCGCUGACAAUGAUCAGGGCGAUCCACAUGAACUGCUGGCAACGGCUCUUUGCUGACACCAUCGAUCGCGAGAGGGAGGGCGAGUUGAAGGCGCUGGCAGGACGCAAGUAUCUGGACGCGGCGUGCGUGUACUUCUGGGCAGCUACGCCGGUGCUGAUCCCCAUAGCGACAUUCUGCACCUACAUCAGCCUGGGCAAUGAGAUGGACGCGGCGCGAGUGUUCACUGCCGUGGCGCUAUUCAACAUGCUCAUCAUGCCACUCAACGCCUUCCCCUGGGCCAUCAACGGACUUGUUGAAGGCUUCGUCUCCAAUAAACGCAUUGCCAAUCUUCUCGAGGAGGUGGAGCAAGACUUGUCUCAGUACUACACCAUCGUAGCGGACAUGUCGACUGCAUCGUCCCACCUGCAAAUUUUGCUUCGGAACGCCUCAUUUUCUUGGAAGUCCGGCCCCACUGCCUCCACAUCUGCUGCUCAAACUCCCGACGAUGACGACGAUGUUGGUGACGGGUACAACAUUGCCUCCAGGAGCCACGAUUUUAAGAAACAAAUAGCACGCAAAAAGCAUGGCUCAUCCACCAGGAAAUUCUUCGGGAAAGCUUCUCAGGGAAGUGACGAAGAAGAGUUGGUAGAUGGUCGUGACGAUGAAAGUUUGGCUGACGAGCAAGACGACGACGACGGGCUUAACAUCGUCCCUCGGAUUGGUUACGCCGCUUCAGACGCACGUCCUGUUAAAUCCACCAGCAGUCGUAAUGCUGCUGCUAUUCUCUCAAUAAAACCGACACUCAAAGACGUGAAUUUAGAGAUCGCAAAAGGUGAGGUGGUCGCUAUCAUCGGCAAAACAGGUAGCGGAAAAACAACUUUAAUCAACGCUAUCUUGGCUGAGCUCAACAAGACUCAAGGUGUUGUAGCGGUGGCCUCUUUGCAUCAUGGUUUCGGCUACGCCUCCCAAGAUCCUUGGAUUCAGGACCAGAGCAUACGGGACAAUAUUCUUUUUGGCAGCGCGUACAACAAAGUGCGUUACGAUGCGGUGGUUCAAGCGUGCGCCUUGCACGAGGACAUCACUCAACUGACGCGGGGCGAUGCGACGAAAUGCGGUGAAAACGGCCAGUGCUUGAGCGGUGGCCAGCGGACGCGAGUGGCGCUCGCCCGCGCUCUGUACCAGCAAAAAAGUGUUUACCUUCUCGACGGAGUUUUGUCGAGCGUUGAUGGGCCCGUGGCGAGACACAUCAUGCGCGAAGCUAUCAUGGGCUUUCUUAAGGGCAAGACCGUGCUGCUCACCACCCAUCAUGUGCACCUCACCACUCGGUGCUCCACCAUCAUUAGGCUGGACCGUGGGCGCAUCACUCAUGUGGGAUCCCCGGACGACGUGUUGCCGCAGUUCCUCUCGCCGCAGGAGCUUCUGCGUGACUGGUGGCAGGAAGACCCCGGCACCCUCGCCUGGCAGCGCACAGGCGCCGUGCCACGCAGGGGCGCUGCCACUGCUGCCACGACUGUUGACGAAGGAAGUGCAACAGACGGAGCAGCAGGGGCGGCUAGAAGAGCGGCAGGGCUCAGAGUGGCAACUAAUGACGGCUCGCAGCCGCUGGUGCUGCUCGAGAAGCAUGAGAAAUAUGCCCUCAUUAGCCAGAGCACCGAAGAAGACCUUGAUCCCAACCCAUCCUUCACACACACGGUCGUGCCGAGCAGCGACCGAGAGCACCGCGAGACCGGGUCUCUUGCCUGGUCUGUGUACGCUGCUUAUUUCUCGUCCAUGGGCUACUGGCUUGCCUUCCUCACCUUCUUGGCUUUACUGGGCAUGCAGUUUAGCAGGAACAUCACUGAUUUGUGGCUUGCCUAUUGGGUCACCAAUGCCCCAGGCGGUACGAACCUCACUGUCGUACGCAUGGCCUCCUACCCAAACAGUGGGGGUAAUUAUUGGGAGGGUUCAGGGGCUACAGGAUAUAACACCCAGGAUUGGGAACGAAACACUCCCGGGGAAACGGGGAGUGAUGUUGCGAAUUUUGGUUCGUGGCUCAUACAUCCAAAUGUUCACCAUCACAGCCACGUGCAUCCCUUCUCCUGGGAGGCAUCCAUGAGUGCUUUUAUUCGCGUUCCUCGUGUAGAUAACUCAGGCACAGCUUCGCUCGGACUCCUAGACCUGCACAUCUCACCUACGAACCAAUACUUCUUGACGGUCUACUGCUGUAUUGCCGCCGGCCACUCAAUCUUCACUAUAAUUCGUGCUUUCGGGUUCGCUUACUGCGGCCUCAAGGCAGCCAGAAACCUGCACCGCAAGCUGCUCACCUCAGUACUCCAGAACCCCAUGGCUUUCUUCGAGAGCAACCCGCUUGGUAGGAUAAUCAACAGAUUUUCUUCAGACUUGUACACGGUGGACGACGCUUUACCGUUCCAGCUGAAUAUUCUAUGUGCGCAAUUGGCCGGACUUGCUGGGAGCAUCAUCCUCACCGUCUAUGGCUUACCUUGGAUGAUACUUGUUUACAUUCCCGUCGCUUUGUGGUACUACAACAUACAACAUUACUACAGGUUUUCGUCGCGUGACCUACGACGGCUACAGGCGCUCUCCCUGUCGCCGGUGUACGCCCACUUCACGCAGACGCUGGCGGGGCUGCCGACCAUCCGGGCCAUGAGGGCCGUCAACAGCGCUGGCAGCGAGUGCGAGCGGCUGCUGGAGUGCAGUCAGCGCUGUCAGCUGAGCGUGCAGGCUGCCAGUCAAUGGCUGAGUCUGCGGUUGCAGCUGCUUGCCGUUGCGGUACUGGCCGGAGUUACUGGCCUUGCUUUGCUGCAACACCACACCGGCGCAGUCAGUCCUGGUAUCGUUGGUUUGGUGGUAUCCUACGCUCUGACCAUCAACGGGUUCCUCAAUUCCGUGGUUUCUUCAUUCACCGACACCGAGAGGGAGCUGGUCGCCGUGGAGCGCAUGGAGGAGUAUAUUCGCGGUGACAGAGACUUCGAGCUGUCGCUCAGUAUUGGCGCGUAUGGCGGCGUACAUGUGGACCCAACUCGCCGCAGCCCUGCGAUGCCAGCCCUCAACCCGGGGCCCGAGUGGCCUACCCACAACACGAUCCGCUUCGAGGGCGUCUCUGUCAGAUACAGACUGUACCAAGCACAUGCUCUGCGUGACUUGUCAUUCCGCGUGGGCGCCAACGAGAAGAUUGGCAUCUUAGGGCGCACGGGCGCCGGUAAAUCGUCCAUAUUCGCGGCGCUCUUCAGGCUCGUCGAGCUCAGUAGCGGCGCCAUCUACAUUGACAACGUCGACAUUGCCGGACUUUCCCUGGAGAGGUUGCGGACGACGAUGGCAAUAGUCACUCAAAUCCCGGCACUUUUCACGGGCUCGGUACGGCAAAACGUGGAUCCUUUUAACCGCCACACAGACACCGCCAUCUGGAACGCCCUCAAGGCUUGCUAUGUUCAGACUGCCCUCAAAGACGCCGUUGCGAGAGCUCGUCAGUUGAAAAAACUAGAAGCGCAAAACAACCCCGAAAAUUCUGGAAAUGAUGAUGCAUCAGAUGUUGAAAAGCUUGGGAUCUCUGAGAAUUCUGCAGCUUCUGGAUCACGAUCUUCUGAUGAGGGUGGUAGAGCGAGAAGAGCUGAAGAAGAGGCAAAGGAGGCGGUCGCUUCGGUGCUGCAUUUUCCCAUGGGGGAUUUGGGGAGAUGUUUGUCUCACGGUGAACGGCAGCUACUUGUACUUGCUCGAGCCCUUCUCACCAGAGCAAAGAUAAUUUGUGUAGACGAGGGGACGGCGUCUCUGGACCCCCUGACGGAAGAUGCAGUGCAGCGCGUCCUGAGUGACACGUUCCGCAACACGACGGUGCUCAUCGUCGCCCACCGCCUCCGCACCCUCAGCGACUGCGACAGGCUGCUGGUUCUAGAAAAUGGAGAGCUGGUAGAGGAAGGCUCACCACACGAGCUCAUGGUGCGGCAAAACUCGCGCUACUGUAAUCUGAUGAAACGACAGUGAAAUGGUGCGUGUGGUGCUGAAGCUUACUGAGAAGGUGAAGCUCGGUGUGUAAUGAUAGCAAGAUAGUAGUGCCAUAUGUGAUACAAGGUAGAAUAUUUAAUUUUGCGUGUCUUGUGAAGUUUUCUGCGACAUUAGUUGUAAAUUUCCUGUAUGUAGCGAUGGCUUGAAGUUCAGCUGGGUAAGAGUUUGACAGCAUAAAACAGGUGAUGCUGGGUUUAGAAUGAGUAGGUACUUUCAAGCUACGGCGUUCUUCUAUAAUUUGUUGAAACUCUACAGAAUUGACUCCCAAUAAGAGGUUGUGAAGCGUAGCUAUCCUUAAAGGGGAUGGUUUUCAUUUGAUUUGUGCUUGUAUCCGCUCCUUUUUAAAAUAAUAAUAAUGAUGUAAUAAUUGCUAACAAGUAAUAAAAUGACAUAACAAUAGAUAUAUACAGGUAGGUACGAUCUAAAUUUUUCUGAUAGGUUUUAACGGAACUCCAGCUCUAAGUAUACGUAAUUUAUACGUCGACCGGCAUUAAUUCAUUUCGUAAUAUAUACGUCGUAUUUCAUAAUUUAUAGGUCGACCGUCGACAUUCAUUUCGUCUUGCAAGAAGAGUACCGGUACCUAUUUGUGAGAUUAAUUAGUAAUGAUGAUGAAAAUGAUGUAUACGAAGUGCAUGAGCGUCGUGAGGUAAGUGGCUUUCGGAGCGAUGUUCUUGAAAUGAACUCGUGAGUGUGGCAAUUAUUAGAGUUGGCUCGUCUCCCAAGGAUCGGCUCUAGUUUCCUACAACCUUCUCAACUUUAUGACAUUGAAUAUAAAGCAGGUCGUGAAAUGGGUAAUGCAGGACUUAACUCUCAUUGCAAGGCCCUCGGUAAAGAUUGCAUGAAAGGCAGUCAAUGUAUGUGCUAUGAAAAAAUUUACCUAAAGAUCUUCAUAUUAACUGUUCAAAGAUGAUGACUAGUUUUAAGACGAAAACUGUUUUAAUCUAAAUUCUUUCUACGACAUGAAAGAAUCAUAUAAACUCGAACACGAGCUUUCUUUCAUUUCCAGGCGUGGGUUAUUUUAACGCUCGAUCGUUUGCCAAGUUUCUUUCCUAUUUUAAAACUUUGAUAACAAUAAUUUUUUGAAUGAAAUGUGCUAAUAUGUUCAGGACAUAUGCUCAAUCGAGGUAUAUAGAAGCCUGUAUAAUAUAAUUCUUUAUCAAACUGCAUUUGUUUAAGUAGCUCAGGUGAGUUGAUCUCCUGUAUCAUUUGUGAUUUUUAACGCUCGGUUAAAGAUAUGAAUUUAAUGCAAUAAUUUUGUAAUGUAAUUGACUCGAACGAAUUAUUGCAGGAUCUUAAUGUACACGAUAUGGCGGAUUAACGAGUUCAAAUGAGUUUUUUCAUUUGAGAACAGUGCAAUUUUUUGAUCUCUUAAGCGCAUUAUAAAACCAUUGGGAACGAGCAAGUCGUUACAAAAUUUCCGAAUAAUUUUAAUGUACGUUGUAUAAAUACAAAUUCAAUCUGUUCUUGGCAUUUGUAGCUUUGUCGUUAUCGUAGUGUUUCGUCACCAAUGCUAUUCAAGCGGAUAUGCCAAUUGUGAUCUUCUCACUUGGCUGUGCUGAAACUUUAAUUUGUAUCUAUUAGUUCUUUUAAUCUUUCAUUUUAGGAAUCUUCGGGUUAUGUUAACUUUAAGACAUGCUGUAUUCCAUGAGCGUUCACCAUGUGAUCGGCUGCUUACGCGGCGCUAAAAACGUCAUGUAUGAAGCGUGUCGCCCCUCCGUUGUAUUAUUAUUAUUAUUAUUAUUAAUAUUAUUAUUAUUGUCUUCUAAUUCAUGCAAGCCAAUACUUGUGAGCUGGCCUUGCAUAUUUCAAGUCGUUUUCUGCUCAUUUCUAUUAUAUUUUUAAAGAUGUAAAAGAUGUACCCCAAUCAGUCAUGGUUGAACCAAUAGUUUUUGUUUAAAUUUGGGAUGAAGUUAUAUUGCAGAAUACUUUAAUGUUAUCGCUAUAUUAUGAGAAAUGAAUUUAUUAGGACAUAAUGACUUUAGCUCAGAUUGUAUAUUCCCCCUAAUAUUAUAUUAUUAUGUAUUAUUAUUCGUACUUGCUGAGACCUGCCUUUAGAUCUAUUAACGUCAUCUGAAUAUUUUUUUGACUCCUUGAAAAUUGAAAUAUAAUGCGUUCUCUGGUUAUUAAUCGUACGUGUUUCAACAAGAAAAUUCUGCCAGCUAAUGCUAAUCCUCGUAAUAUGUAGACUUUUUCUACCAUGGGCGAGUGCUGAUAUGAACACAUAAACCUUACUAUGCAUUUUGCAAAAUGUUAUUUAGCACGUCAUAAACAAUAUUUAUUGUGUCUAAUUUCAAACAAAUAUCAACAGUAAUUUUACUGUCGAUAUAUUCAAAAGAAGCCAUUGUACCAUAACCGUCAAGUGUAUUGGCUUAUAUUCAACAUGAAACCUAAAUUCAUCACUGAUGUCCAAUUUUUCAUGUAACAACUCAAAGCAUAUACGACCGCUGUGUAUAAUUAUAAUGAAUAAUUUAUGCAUCUACCAGCGCUGCUUUUUUCACACGUUAUCAUCGCACUAGCAGACCAAAGAGGCGCAGUCGUUUCAAUUGUCAUUUUGUCCGUGUCGUGAUGGUAGUAUGAAUACUUCCCAUAUUACCAAAGAUUCUCCUCUCUUUCUAGCUGAAGUAGACGUUGUUCAAACGAUCUAUAUGCACGGGAAUUCCACAACGUCAAAAAUGCGGUAAAAAAAUUUACUGCAGAGUAGGCAAAAAAAUAUAGAGCCCAUUUCGUUGUCAGCAAGACUCAACUUUGAAGCACAGUGGGAUUUGCCCCAGGCGUAUAUAGAGAUUUAUCAACAAUCGCAUGUAAUAGUUUUAGUCGAGACCAAGUAAUUGCACGCAUCUAAAUGUUUUCUGAGACUUUUUGUAUAUGUAUUGUUCGUCUCGUUACCUGACAAUUUAUUCCCUUCUGAUGUUCAUAGUGUUCAUGUAUCGAUGAAAAGCUAUCGUAUUAUUAAAUGAGUAUCAUAC
Hyalella azteca is the source of this 8884-nucleotide messenger RNA. RefSeq names its product ATP-binding cassette sub-family C member 10. Lineage: Eukaryota; Metazoa; Arthropoda; Malacostraca; Amphipoda; Hyalellidae. Gene Ontology annotation, biological process: transmembrane transport. Gene Ontology annotation, molecular function: ABC-type transporter activity; ATP binding; ATP hydrolysis activity. The transcript is spliced from 23 exons. The coding region runs from base 147 to 5897 and encodes 1916 amino acids. Gene Ontology annotation, cellular component: membrane. The record is from RefSeq and is a predicted model, not a curated record.